Clupea harengus (Atlantic herring) is the source of this 5663-nucleotide messenger RNA. It is a transcript of the gene fbxw7, whose product is annotated as F-box and WD repeat domain containing 7. Gene Ontology annotation, molecular function: ubiquitin binding. Gene Ontology annotation, biological process: ubiquitin recycling; proteasome-mediated ubiquitin-dependent protein catabolic process. The record is from RefSeq and is a predicted model, not a curated record. Gene Ontology annotation, cellular component: cytoplasm; nucleus. NCBI's taxonomy places the organism in Eukaryota, Metazoa, Chordata, Actinopteri, Clupeiformes, Clupeidae.
UGGUGACAGGGAUGAAAGGGGCAGUGCUUACACUUCAUCAUCUUCCUGCGACACGUAUUCCUCUAUGUGGGUAAGAAGAGUUAUCUGUGGCAGUGGAACGAGCGUUACGGAUUGAGACAGAGCAGAGGUUAUGCUACCAACUGUGUCUGUUGUGAGGUAAGAGCGUGGGGCUUUCUGUUGUGGACGACUUCACGUUCCUAAGCUGCUGGGUGUCAGUCAGACUCCACGGGAUCCAUUAGUAAGGUACCAAGUUAGAUAAUUGGAAGCCAUCCCUAGAGAUAGCUCUUUGAAAGAUUAGCUAGUCAGUUGGCUAACGUAGUACGGUUACCCAGCUAGGCUACUGCUGGAGAAAUACGACUCCCAAAGAGAGAGAGAAAGAGAGAGAGACACCGGCACCCACAGCUGCGAGCUCUGCUUCAUUUGGGCUUAUCUUACCUGAGAGGAGGAAAUACAAAUCGAUGGUGGAGGGACCUUGUCAUCAGACGUCACAUUUCGUGUUUCUGAGUGCCCAGACUGCUACAGCCGUGGACUUCACCAGUAGAGGAGCCACAGUGCCCUGAGGGGGACCAAUAGACUCAAUGCCAAGCCCUUCCCCUCCUCAGACAGCCUAGUGAAGGUGCAGGAGGUAGCAAGCUGGCUUUUGGAAAUGAACCAGGAUCUGCUGUCGGGGGGCAGCAGGCGGAGAGGGGGGCCGCGGCCACGGCCAGGGCCGGGGGGUCGAGGUAACGGCUCCUCGGCCCGCACAGCGGUGGCAGCGGCCUCAGGGACGGCCUCGGCCCACCAGCCGGGCCAGGGGGCUGAGGAGGAAGAGGAGAACAUGAACCGUGUGGUCGAGGACGAAGAGCAGGAUCAACCCAGAGACGCUGCAGAAGACCAGCAGGUCCGCGAGGGGGAGGAGGUAGAGGAGGGUGAGGAGGAGGAGGAGGAGGAAGAGGAUGAGGAGGAGGAAGAAGAAGAAGAGGAGGGUGAGGAGGAGGAAGAAGAGGAGGAAGAGAUGUGGCCCUCGGGAGAGAUGGGCAGCGGUGAGGACCAUGGCGAGGGCGCCCCCCGCAGGCAGUGCAGCGCGGUGAAUGGAGGAGAGCAGGGAGCGUGCUGGGCCCUGGAGCAGGGCAGACGCCGACGGCAGGACCAGGAGGACGAGGAGGAGGAGGAAGAGGAAGAGGAGAACAACAACAGCAGCAGCAGCCUCGGGGAAGGAGGAGCUGGGCGGCACAGAGGAGAGGAGGAAAGGACAGAACGGGGGGAGGAGGGGGGGAGAGGAGCCCAGCGCGAGAGGCGAGAGGAGGAGGAGGAAGGAGAGGAAGAGAUGGACCAGGACAGUGACGAGUUUGAGAACUCGGAGGAGAGUGAGAGAGAGGAGGAGGAAGAGGAGGAGGAGGAGGAGGAGGGCCUAAGGAACAGCGUUUCAGGCUCUAUUGACAACGUGGAUGCCUCAUCAGGACGACCUCAUCAGAACGCGGCCUCGCCCUUCAAGAAGAAGAUGAAGAGAAAGUUGGACCAUGGUCCCGAGGUCCGACCCUUCCCUGCAGGGAAGAAACCCUACAAAGGCCCGGAGUACCCAAGCCCCACAGGGCUUGUCCCGUACUCUGGCACUCCCACCACGUUCGGGGCCAUCCGGGCGGCCAACGGCCAGGGCCAGCAGCGGCGGCGCAUCACCUCCAUCCAGCCCCCCAGCGGCCUGCAGGAAUGGCUCCGCACAUUUCAGAGCUGGAGUGGUCCAGAGAAGCUGCUGGCAUUGGAUGAGUUGAUAGACAGCUGUGAGCCCACACAGGUGAAGCACAUGAUGCAGGUGAUCGAGCCGCAGUUCCAGCGUGACUUCAUCUCACUCCUGCCCAAAGAGCUGGCGUUGUAUGUGCUGUCGUUCCUGGAGCCGAAGGACCUGCUGCAGGCAGCACAGACGUGUCGCUACUGGCGCAUCCUGGCAGAGGACAACCUGCUGUGGAGGGAGAAGUGCAGGGAGGAGGCUUUCACUUUCGUUCUCCUAGGUAUUGAUGAGCCUCUGCACAUCAAACGGCGGAAAGUGAUCAAACCCGGUUUCACGCACAGUCCCUGGAAGAGUGCUUACAUCAGGCAGCACAGAAUAGACACCAACUGGAGGAGAGGAGACCUCCGAUCACCCAAGGUGCUGAAGGGCCACGACGAUCACGUGAUCACCUGUCUCCAGUUCUGUGGGAACCGCAUCGUCAGUGGCUCCGAUGACAACACGCUCAAAGUGUGGUCAGCAGUCACCGGAAAGUGUUUGCGGACGUUGGUGGGCCACACAGGUGGCGUGUGGUCGUCCCAGAUGAGGGACAACAUCAUCAUCAGCGGCUCGACGGACCGCACGCUGAAGGUGUGGAACGCCGAGACGGGGGAAUGUAUCCACACGCUGUACGGACACACCUCCACUGUGCGCUGCAUGCACCUGCACGAGAAAAGGGUGGUGAGUGGGUCCCGGGACGCCACGCUGCGUGUGUGGGACAUCGAGACGGGUCAGUGCCUGCACGUGCUCAUGGGCCACGUGGCGGCGGUGCGCUGUGUGCAGUACGACGGGCGCAGGGUGGUGAGCGGCGCCUACGACUUCAUGGUCAAGGUGUGGGACCCUGAAACCGAGACCUGCCUGCACACGCUGCAGGGCCACACCAACAGAGUCUACUCCUUACAGUUUGACGGUGUCCACGUGGUGAGCGGCUCGUUGGACACGUCUAUCCGCGUGUGGGACGUGGAGACGGGGAACUGCAUCCACACGCUCACCGGGCACCAGUCCCUCACCAGCGGCAUGGAGCUCAAGGACAACAUCCUGGUGUCUGGCAACGCCGACUCCACCGUCAAGAUCUGGGACAUCAAGACGGGCCAGUGCCUCCAGACACUUCAAGGUCCCCACAAGCACCAGAGCGCCGUCACGUGCCUCCAGUUCAACAAGAACUUUGUGAUCACCAGCUCGGACGACGGCACGGUGAAGCUGUGGGACCUGAAGACGGGCGAGUUCAUCCGCAACUUGGUGACGCUGGAGAGCGGCGGCAGCGGCGGCGUGGUGUGGCGCAUCCGUGCCUCCAACACCAAGCUGGUGUGCGCCGUGGGCAGCCGCAACGGCACGGAGGAGACCAAGCUGCUCGUGCUGGACUUUGACGUGGACAUGAAGUGAAAUAGGUUUUUAAAGACGGAGGGGAUGAUGAAGAUAUGGAGGAGGAGGAGGAGGAGGGGAGAACACGAGGGGGAGGGGGAGAGGGAGAGAGAGCGAGAGAGGGAGAGAAGGGUUUACGGUGGAUGGCUGGGCCCCCUUGUGGAGCUCCAUGCCAGGAUCCAUCGCUUGCUCUUUUAAUUCAAACAGCAACAAAAAAAAAAUGUAUCUCUCCAACCACCUCCAGCCCUCCCCAUCUGCUGGGUGGUGGUGGUGGUGGUGGUGGUGGUGGAGGCUGGCACUGCAGUCUCUCCAUCAAUCCUCUCUCUCUCUCCUCGACUGGUUGGGGGAGGUGUCGAGACCUCUGCUCUGGGUGGAAGACGAGAGGAGAGCGAGGAUCAAGUGGAGGAGGGGCUGAGGUGGAGAGGACUGAACUCUCUGCAGUCUCCUCCCCCACCCUCCAGAUGUGUGUCUGCAGCAGGACGCUGGCUUGCCUGCAGCGUGACAGAGACUGGUCUGCACUUGCCUGCAGCGUGACAAGAGACUGGUCCGCACUUGCCAGCGAUCCUGUACAAAACCCACCUGACUUUAGCCCCCUCCACGUCCCUCACCUGAACAGAGCCCACACUGUUCAGAGCAGGCCAUGAGCGAGCCAACGCCAGGCAGCCGUACACACACACACACACACACACACACACACACACACACACACACACACACACACACACACGUCCUCACAGAGACCUCCGAUUGAGUUCUACACAGAGUGCUGCUUAUGGAGCCACCCCCCCACAGGGUGACAGGGUUUGGGGACAGUUGCACAGGGCGAAGAGAAGAGAAGAGAAGCCUGGUGGCCUCGGCCCUGGGGCAGGUGCUCUUCACUUUCGAUUCUUUUUUGCUUGUUUCCUUUUUCUUUCUUCUUUUCACCGUUUCGUUUCCUGUCUUUCAGUUUUUUCACAAACAAAAGGCGGACUGUGAAUUCUUUUAGCACGCUCACUGAAUUUCCUGUCCCCUCUCGUUUUGCCUGCUGUUGCCAAUAGCAACACAUCCCAGUAUUAAGCUGUUCUUUGCUCUCCACGUUACAUUCUCUUUAUUUGUUGGAUUUAAUUUUUUUCAUGUUUUUUUUUUCUUUCUUCUCUCCUUCCAUCUCUUUCUCUCCGUUCCGAACACAGCUCACUGGAUGUCUAGCCUCCAGCAGAGUGUGUCCGCCCAUUGGCCUUUAUGUAGGAGAGCCAGGACAAAUGGUCACCCCAGUGCAGGUGCUUAAAGCUGACGAUGUGGGGAGAGGUGGGAGUUGUGUGUGUGUACGUGGGUGUGUGUGUGUGUGUAUGUGUGCAUUUGAGUGGUGGUGGUGGCGGUAAUCGAGCUAGCGUCACCUCAGAGCUCCUUGGAAGCGCUCUUUUUUUCCCCAGUACUGUUUCUCCCAGUGGCCAAACGGAUUUCAUGCUGCUAGAGAGAGAAAAACAAGGUGGAACUUUUAACUUGCUGUGACGUUUUAGUCCCAGACUCAAUUCCAAAAAUUGACUCUAUAGUUUGGAUGGAGGAGAAAAAAAAUGAUGCGCAAUGGAAAUUACAACCGACAUUUUUUGUGUUUUUUUUUUUUUUGGUUUAGUUUUUUUUGUUUUGUUUUGUUUUUGCCACUGAAACUUGAGCCAAAUGUGCCUCAACGAGGCUGAGAAGAGGUAAAGUCAUGAACAGACAAAGACAGGUUUGCCUGAGGAGACAGGAUACGAUUGACAUGAGCAAAUUAAUAUGUGUGUGUGUGUGUGUGUGUGUGUGUGUGUGUGCGUGCGUGCGUGUGUGCGUGUGUGUGUAUGCCGUUUGGGGUCUUGGAAAAUUGUAAACACAUUCCUUUGGACAAAGCUCUGUUAGCCUGUACUCUCUCAAAAUGUAUGUGUUUGAUGGGGAUUACUAAAAGAAUAACCCAGUCAUGGGGUUUUAAAGUGAAUGAGAACUGUCCAUGUAGCUGUCUUUUGAGCUUGACGUCUGUGUUUCGUUCACUCGAAUGUUUUUUGCAACAGAUUUCAGAGGCAUCACCGUUAAACCAACUGACAGGUCUAUGUGGUGACAAGGCAGAGUUGUAGUGUUUGACAUGUUACAGUACCAGAGCCUCUCGUGCGCUCUGAACAAGAAGAGGGGACAAGAAACAGCAUCACAGGCAAAUUAAUUCAAGGUGAACAUAGCCAAACGAUUAGUCUCAUUCUCCAAGUCACACAACUCAAGCUGAACUGUGAAAGUGGUAUAACACUGUAUAUUAUAAAACAAUCUUGUUCUCUCUCUUAUCUGUUUUUUCCUUUUUAUUUCAGUUUAAUUUAUGAUCUGGUUUUAAAAAAUCAGAUGUUGGAGGUGUUUUUAUUUUUCAUUCUGUUCAUGUAACUGCCUGGCAUAACAGACAGAAAAAAAACUUAAAGGGAUUGUGUAUUGUUUGAUUCACUUAGAAUUUUUAUUUUCUUAUAACUUAAGUGCAAUAAAAUGUGUUUUUUCUUUUUCAUUUCAAGCCUUUUGGUUGUGUGUGCUUGUCAGUGUGGAAGUGUCAUUCGUGUUAAAUAAAGCUUCAACCAUC